AUGGCGAUGCACAAUCCACCCGCUUCACCCUCCUACACCACCACCACAGCUUCGACCUCCUCAACACCCAACACGAGCUCAUUCCCAUCCUCAAACCUCGCGUCCUCACCAAUAACACCUACAUCUCCCUCCUUCAAAUCGCAGACCCUCCUGCCAAAACCAUACGUCCCGUCGCGACAGCCUCAAGCGCCAGUCUCCUUACAGAAAUCCAUACCCCAGAAACCGCCUGCGAACCCUUUUCUACCGUCAGAUGUCGGGCUGCCGAAAUUAGAGAAGAGGAUUUCGAAUGGGAGUAAAGUGGAAAACUGGUUGGGCGCGACGCAGGAUGUUAAAGUAGAGGAUUUAAGUCUGAGGAAAGAGGAAACACGGAAAGUGAGUCCUGGGGUUGGGGUUCAUAAGAGAUUUAGUAUCAGUGAACGGUUUGGCAGAGGGGAUGUAGGUUUCAUCUUUUUCCAAUCUCUGUCAAUUGAGAGCGCAUGGGUUAUGGAAUGCUAA
Glarea lozoyensis ATCC 20868 is the source of this 495-nucleotide messenger RNA. RefSeq lists its product as uncharacterized. The transcript has a single exon. The record is from RefSeq and is a predicted model, not a curated record. Bases 1 to 495 code for a protein of 164 amino acids. NCBI's taxonomy places the organism in Eukaryota, Fungi, Ascomycota, Leotiomycetes, Helotiales, Helotiaceae.